CAACCUAUGGUUUUAGGAAGAUAUCCAGCUGGAAACAUUAUGACUAGUUUUGGUAUAUUGAUGUCUGGUGUCAGUAUAAGUCAGGCCAUGCUGAUGUUCAAGCACAUGAAUCUCUCAGCAAAUAGUGUGUCCACUUAUCAUGUGCAUCAACGCACCUUCUUGUUUCCAGCUAUUCUGAAGCAUUGGGAAAGCUAUCAGUUAAAGUUAAUUGAAGAUGUGAAAAAAAGUGAUGCAGAUUUCCAGACAUGGUCAGGAGAUGGACGCUUUGAUUCUAUGGGGCACAGUGCGAAAUAUGGAGUUUACACAAUUUGGAGCAACACAACAUCAAAGCUGGUUCAUUUUGAAUUGCUUCAGGCCAAUGAAGUUGGUAGCAGUAAUGCCAUGGAACUGGAGGGAGCAAAAAGAUCUUUUCAGUUUCUUGAGAAAUCUGGGCUUACCAUGGAUGUUUUCAUCAGUGACAGGCACAAAGGGAUUGCAAAGUGGAUCCGAAACGAAAAAAAAGAAACAAAGCACUUUAAUGAUAUCUGGCAUGUAAAUAAAAGUAUUGCUAAACAACUUAAGAUGGCAGGCAAAGAGAAAGGGUGUGAAAUAAUCAAUGAAUGGUUGGGUGGUAUUCGCCGACAUUUGUAUUGGAGUGCUCAAACUACUAUACUUGGCUUUGAAGAGCUUAUCAUUGCUAAAUGGAAAUCUACUGCAAGACAGGCUAACAAGCAUGAUAACCACCCUGAUGCAUUAUUCCCAUCGUGUGCUCAUGGUCAGAUCCCAGAGCGGAAAUGGAUACCAAUAGGAACUAUUGCAUAUGAUAAGAUAUGCUCUAUCCUACUCAAGCCAAGCAUUUUGAAAGACAUCGGCAAACUUUCACCAGAUGGCCAGACUAGUUGUCUUGAAGCCUUUCAUUCCACCAUGAACCAUUGGCAUCCAAAAAUGACUCAUUUUUCAUGGCUUGGAACAUUUUGCAGACAUGUUAUUGCCAUACUUCAUUUCAAUGAAAAUGUUCAUCGUGAGUCGAAAAAAUCAAAGGAUGGACAAGUGGUGUAUAACAUAAAUUUCCCUAAGUAUAAGUUGGGUGAGGAAGUAUUGCGGGAAGUGUCUGUGAAGCCAUCUUAUGAAUAUGUUGAACAAGUAAAGAAUGUUCUUUUCAUGUCUAAUAAACAAGAACUUUCAACUAUAAUGGAAAGAUAUAGAGGAAAAGCACCCGAACCUUUGUGCAGCCAGUUUCCCACCAAACGAUCCAAGGCUGAGGCAAUAAAAAAAUAUGUUGCAAGGAACAAGCAUGUCAGUCAUGCACUUUAUCCGUGCUCAAAGACAGCAGUUACAAGACCUAACAGAUGAUGCGGAUCAAAUAUUAAAUAGCGCUGGGAAUAAAAGUACUC
Xenia sp. Carnegie-2017 is the source of this 1373-nucleotide messenger RNA. RefSeq lists its product as uncharacterized. The record is from RefSeq and is a predicted model, not a curated record. Lineage: Eukaryota; Metazoa; Cnidaria; Anthozoa; Malacalcyonacea; Xeniidae.